This is a messenger RNA of Ogataea angusta, 213 nucleotides long. RefSeq lists its product as uncharacterized. The coding region runs from base 1 to 213 and encodes 70 amino acids. Lineage: Eukaryota; Fungi; Ascomycota; Pichiomycetes; Pichiales; Pichiaceae. The transcript is spliced from 2 exons. The record is from RefSeq and is a predicted model, not a curated record.
AUGGAUUGCCAAGCGCAAUCACCGCAGAGCGCGAACAGUAAGCUUGCUGGCAAUAAUCAAAGCUGGAAACAAUUCCUGCUUUCAGCUAUCUUUUAUCGAAUAAUGAGUGUCAAAAAGGAGCCUGAAUUGUGCUGUCGUAACUUGUAUAUCAUUUCGUUGAGAGCAUCUGCGAUUCCUAGUGCAAUUAGAUUGUAUGGCUUGGGCGCCAUCUAA